CUUUCUCAAACCAGCAUGGGGAAUGCAGCCACCAAAGCGCGCGAAGCUCACGCGCAGGCCAAGAGCAAGCCGAAGAACAACCGCAGUGUGCAACAGCAGAAACUCAAGUCUGCCAAAGCCACGGGCGUGCUGGCGCUACCGAAUAGCAAGUUGAAAAAACUGCCCCAGGAGUUAUUGGAAGUAUCGACGCUGCGUACGCUCGACCUCACGGGCAACAAGCUGAGUGAACUGCCGUCACAGUUAAAUAAUCUCAGGGCACUCAAGACGCUUAAGGUUUCGUCCAACAUCCUGGAGACACUACCGGACCUGUCGAAGCUCGAGGCACUCACCACGCUUGUUUUGGACGGUAAUCUCCUGGAGGACAUUCCCAAUGCGCUACCCCCGAACCUGACCAAACUCUCACUCAAGGGCAACAAACUUCGUUCGGUGCCUCGAAGUGUGUUGGAACUUUCUCAGCUUCAAGAGCUGGAUAUGUCAGAAAAUUCUCUAGAGACGCUACCUUCGAACUUGGGCGAGAUGCAGGAACUGCAGGAGCUCAAUGUGGACGGCAACAAUCUGUCGGAACUACCGGCUGCUCUAGGGAGAUGUGGCAAGCUUAAGGUGCUGUCGGCCCGUCGGAAUACUCUCGUUGGGCGGUCGGCCGGUGCUGCUGUUCAAUCCAUUGCUGCGGAGCUACUGGGAGAAGGCUCAUCCGUCCAGGUGAUGAACUUAGAAGGCAACCCCAUGACUAAGGAAGAUCUGCAAAGAAUGGACGGCUUUGACGCGUUCCUCAGUCGACGGACGAAGCUCAAGAACAAGGAAAUCCACGGCGGUCUCAACUCGGAUCUGAGUCUUUGUGGGCUCGAAUAG
Phytophthora infestans T30-4 is the source of this 849-nucleotide messenger RNA. RefSeq lists its product as uncharacterized. The coding region runs from base 16 to 849 and encodes 277 amino acids. Lineage: Eukaryota; Oomycota; Peronosporomycetes; Peronosporales; Peronosporaceae. The transcript has 2 exons. Gene Ontology annotation, molecular function: protein binding. The record is from RefSeq and is a predicted model, not a curated record.